AUGACGGAUCCCAGCGCAGUGUCGGCGGCGGGGGCGGGGGCACAGGGGGCGGCGGGGGCGGGGGCACAGGGGGCGGCAGCGGGGGGAUGGGGGGAGGCAGCGGGCGCGGGGGACGUGCGCGUGCGCAGCGCGCGCCGGGAGGACAUGCCGCGCGUACACGAAAUGAUACAUGAGCUGGCGGCGUUCGAGGGCUUCCCGCAGGGGCCCGCCAUCGCGCUCGACGAUUUGUUGCGAGACGGGUUCGACUCGUCGCCGCCGUGGUUCUUCACGCUGGUGGCGGAGCGCGGGGGCGGCGCGGGGGGCGCAGGGGGCGGGGAGCUGGUGGGCUACGCGCUGUGCAACCGCGCCUACUCGAGCUGGACGGCGCGCGCCUUCUACGUGGAGGACCUGUACGUGGUGCCGAGCCUGCGCCGCGCCGGCGUGGGCCGCCGCCUGCUGCGCCACCUCGCGCAGAUGGCGGUGGCGGAGGGCGUGUCGCGCGUGGACUGGCACGUGGCGGAGGGCAACGCGGCGGCGCGCGCGUUCUACCGCGGGCUGGGCGCGCGCGACCUGCGCACCAGCGAGGGCCGCGCCGCGCUGCGCCUCGACCAACCGCACAUACACGCGCUCGCACGCACGCACUGAGACACACACACGCACACACACACGCGCACGCGCACACACAGACACACACAACACGCACUUCGAAACUCUGCGUGUGUUGCACAUGAGGUUGAGGAAUGAAAAAGUUCAAUUUACAAAAUCUCCACACCAAAUGACACCGCUAUAUUUUCCAAAACAUUUAAGCCGUAUCCGCACCGCGAAUAUUUUUCCGCGUGGAAUUAAUUCGCGCGAAUUAUAUUCCGCGAUCGAAGUUUGACUGUUGAUUUUUUCUGCGAUUUUUUUCCGCAAGUGUGGAUACUCCUAUAGUAUUCGAUGUGUUUAUGUUUAGGUAAUAUUCUCUUGUGUUAAAAUGUACUUACUUACAUUUUCCCGUUUGGGAGUAAUUCAGUGCUAUUGUCACUGUAAAUUUUUUAUUGCUCGUGACUCGUGAGUGUAUAAUCUAUGUACAUAUAUAAAUGUUACUCCCUAGUUUAGGAAAAAUCGUGGAAAAUGUAAGUAUGUUAAACAUUGGAAACAUAUAUUUUUUAUUGCAUUUACUCUUAGUCCUGCUUUUACUUUAAUACCUACUUUGACGAAAAUAUAGUACUUAAUAGAUAAGACUGUAA
This is a messenger RNA of Plutella xylostella (diamondback moth), 1208 nucleotides long. Its product is annotated as thialysine N-epsilon-acetyltransferase. NCBI's taxonomy places the organism in Eukaryota, Metazoa, Arthropoda, Insecta, Lepidoptera, Plutellidae. The record is from RefSeq and is a predicted model, not a curated record. Gene Ontology annotation, molecular function: N-acetyltransferase activity.